AUGCACCUGCCCGGCUGCGCCCCCGCCAUGGCCGACGGCAGCUUCUCGCUCGCCGGCCACUUGCUCCGCAGCCCGGGCGGGAGCACCUCGCGGCUGCACAGCAUCGAAGCCAUCCUGGGAUUUACCAAGGAUGACGGGAUCCUAGGCUCCUUCCCGGAAGAGCAGGGCGACCGGGGCUCGAAGGAGAGGGAUAGGAGGCCUGGCUCGAGGACUGCCUGUCCCAAGGCGCCUGCAGGAAGCGCGGAGCCCUCUCCGCCCCCCGCCCCGGCGCGGGCUCCCGAGUACGAAGACCCUCGCUCCUACUGCCCCAAGGAGACCGGGGAGGCACAGAGGAGCCCUGGACUACCUGUGGGACCCGCCGCCCCCAGCGACUCAAAGCUGUCAGAGGAGGAGCAGCCCAAGAAGAAGCACCGACGGAACCGCACGACCUUCACUACCUACCAGCUGCACGAGCUGGAGCGCGCGUUCGAGAAGUCCCACUACCCCGACGUGUACAGUCGAGAGGAGCUGGCAGGCAAGGUCAACUUACCCGAGGUCCGGGUCCAGGUGUGGUUCCAGAACCGACGGGCCAAGUGGCGGCGGCAGGAGAAGCUGGAAGUGUCGUCCAUGAAGCUUCAGGACUCGCCCCUUCUCUCCUUCAGCCUCCCCCCAGCCGCAGCCCUGGCGCCCCUGGGGGCCAGCCCGGCAGGAAGCGGGGGGCCGGCGGGGGGCGCCCUGCCGCUCGAAUCGUGGCUUGGGCCGCCGUUGCCCGGGGGCGCCACUGCGCUGCAGAGCCUGCCGGGCUUCGGGCCGCCGGCGCAGAGCCUGCCAGCCAGCUACACACCACCGCCGCCACCUCCCUUCCUGAACUCCCCGCCCCUCGGCCCCGGCCUGCAGCCCCUCGGGCCGCCGCCGCCGCCUCCUGCCUACCCGUGCGGGCCCGGCUUCGGGGACAAGUUCCCGCUGGACGAGGCGGACCCGCGCAAUAGCAGCAUCGCGGCGCUGCGCCUGAAGGCCAAGGAGCACAUCCAGGCCAUCGGGAAGCCGUGGCAGGCCCUCUAGGGGCACCGGGGACGGAAUCAGGCCAGAUGCCCAUCCUGGGACCCGACCCCGAGCCGCAGGCGUGCACCUCUUCUCCCUGGGUCCCUCCCACUCGACCACUCUUGCCCUGUGCCGCCUGAAGACCUGGACGCGCGUCUGCACCUGGCUCACCGCGGAGGGCUGACCCUCAGGCCAGCAGAGACCCUCUGGCCACCACUAAACCCUCACGGCUCCCUGACUUUGCCGCCGGAGGGGGCCGGGAGACCAAGCUCCUCCCACCCCGGAGGGCUCCGGAGCCUGCAGGUUCAAGGCCCCCAAAGCGCCUGACCUCCCGCCGCACCCGGACGGCGUAGCAACUCAUAGAAAGACGACCGGGAGGAAGGAGAGGAGGAGAAAUAAUUUGAGGGACUGUUUGUAUAAGUAGUUUCAAAGAACUGGGGAGGAAAA
This is a messenger RNA of Sus scrofa (pig), 1467 nucleotides long. RefSeq names its product retina and anterior neural fold homeobox (gene RAX). NCBI's taxonomy places the organism in Eukaryota, Metazoa, Chordata, Mammalia, Artiodactyla, Suidae. The record is from RefSeq and is a predicted model, not a curated record. Gene Ontology annotation, molecular function: DNA-binding transcription factor activity, RNA polymerase II-specific; RNA polymerase II cis-regulatory region sequence-specific DNA binding. Gene Ontology annotation, biological process: positive regulation of transcription by RNA polymerase II.